This is a messenger RNA of Gekko japonicus, 1942 nucleotides long. RefSeq names its product coiled-coil domain containing 173 (gene CFAP210). The transcript is spliced from 9 exons. Lineage: Eukaryota; Metazoa; Chordata; Lepidosauria; Squamata; Gekkonidae. The coding region runs from base 20 to 1654 and encodes 544 amino acids. The record is from RefSeq and is a predicted model, not a curated record.
UUGGCCCGCCGCCACGGAGAUGGCGGAGGCUGCCCGCCCCGUGAUACGGUUUGGGAGGCGCAGAGGGCAAAGAGUGGAGUCCGCGCAAAAUAAAGAUGAAGUUAUGGAGGGAAUAUUUCUCCCAGUGGGAGUAGAUCUUCGCCAGAUAACUAUACUGUCUAAGGCAGAAUGGGAAAGGAUUCAAGACAACCUCAAUGCUCCAGCGAGAGAAGCAGCACGGAUUCGUGCCGAAAGGAAAGAACGGAAGGAUUUGCACUUGCAGUCUCAAGCUCUUGUGAAAAACUGGACCAACACUAUUGCAGGUUUGGCACAGGCGAAACUGAAAGCCAAAAAAGAGUGUGAACAGAAGAAUGAGGAAGAAAAAAGGAAAAUUGACCUGGAAGAAGCAAAGUACCAGGCACAGAAGCGAAAAGAAGCCAUUGAAAAAGCCAAAAUUGAUCAGUAUUAUCAAAGUGAGAGAGUGAAAGGAUUCCAUAAAGCCCUCUUACUUACCGAAGUCUUAAAAGAAAGGGAAGUUCAGAUUAAAUUUCAGAAGCAAAAACAAAAAUUGUACCAGAGUAAGGAUGAAGAAAGAGAACGUGAACGUCAAAAAGCCAUACUAAAAGAGGAGGAAAAGGUUAAAGAAUGCCGUAUGAAGCGAAUGCAGCUUAGCAAGGAUCAACUGGAACAGAUAAAAGAGAAUGAACGCUUAGCAGAGCUGAGCAGACUAGAAAGCAUAAAAGAAGGGGAAGAGAUUCAGGCGCUGACCAGGUUACAUCACCGGGAACUGCAGGAAAAAGAGCAGAAGCAGCUGGAGGAGAAGCUGGAGCGUAAACAGGCACACCAGGCCCAUGUUGCUGACCAAGUUAUUCUAAAAGCUAUAGAAAAACAAAAACAAGAAGAAGAAGAUGAUAAAAUUCGAGCACAUUUUCAUGCAAAGCGAGCUAUGACAAGGCUGAGAAAACAAAAAGAGGAAGAAAUGCUCAGAGAAAUAGAGGUAACCAGAGAAAAUAUUACUAACCGCCUCUUGGCACGGAUGAAACAGAAGACUGAUGAUGAAGAUGAGCGUAUUGCUAGGGAAGUCCGAGAGAUGGAAGCGGAGCGUGAGAAAGAGCUCGCAGAAAAAGUUGAAAAGAACAAAGCUGAUUUGAAAUCAAUCACAGAACACAGAAUUAGUGUGAUGAAAAAGAAAGAAGAAAAAGAAAAACAGGAGAAAGAGGAGGCUAAAGAGACACUUCGUAAAAUGAUAGAAGCGGAUCGAGUCUACCAGGAAUUAGAGAAAGACAAGAAACAUAGAAAUCAUUGUGCAAACUUAAAACUGCAAGAAACCCAUGUCAUGCAAAUUGCUGAAAGAGUAGCAAGAGAAAGGUACGAGAAGCAAGAGGACGCAGCCUAUGUUAAACAGAGAGAACUGAUUGCGCUGUGUAAGGAGCAGGAAUUCCAGGAGUAUGCAAAGAAAGUGAUUGAUGAAGAAUCAAAAACAACCCAGAAUCUUUACCCUCUUUUGAAAGUAGUGCAGGAAGGUGAUGGGACACUUUAUAGAGAAAGGGAAGGAAUAAGACCUGGUGGUCAGAAUUCUCAGCUACUUUAUACUGGCAGCACCGCUCAAGAAGUGAAGCUUCUAAAUGGACAGCAAUAUGAGGCUACUAAGGGACGGCUUGGUUUUACGUGGUAAUUUUAAAAAAUCCUUUAAAAUCUCAUGGCUUUAAAUGGGCCAAAUCGCUAAACAUGGAGUAUAGAAAUUGCGAAUUUACAAUUCAGAACAUGAAUAAAGUUUGCAACUCUCAAAAUACAUUUUUAUAAUCCUUAGACAGUCAAUAGUACUAGUUCAGACCCACCAGGUUCACUAAAUAAUGUGUAGCAUUUACAAAAUGGGGGAAAAAAAACCCCUUUUGCUUUAUUUGUGUGAAAUGUUUGAAAAACAGAAGCAUAAUUCUGUUCAUGUUCCAAAAAAUUCUGAAUU